UUUUGUCAGCCACUUGAAUUAUACCUGAGAGUCUGAACUUCGUUUACAUCUUAGUUGUUUAAUUUCAAACCCAAUGUGGUGGCAUGCAGAGCCCAGAUCAUGGAAAUAUUUUACUGUCCAGAUAUUUCUACGCCUAACUGUACAUCUCAGACUACAGUAACAAAAACACCCAGAUCAAUUUUGUAAGUAGGCACAAAUACUAACAAAAAUAUCAGCUUAUCUUUGCUGAAUCAUUUCCUUCAAAUUCUGAAGUAAUGUGACUAGAAUGUGUGUUGAGAGGAAAACAGUGUGUGUUAGUUUACGCUACAUGUGGUGGCUGACAGAAUUUUAAAGUUAAAUUAAUGUUCAGGUUGGGAUUUUUGUCUGUUGGGUCACACUUUGACACUAAUCCACCACCUGUCAGCAGCUAUUUAUUUUCAGCUCAAGCUAUUACAGGAAAUCUUCUGGUUUCAGCUCUUUUGCCCAGUUCCAUGAUUUCAAUAAAAGGGAACUUCAGUGUUGCAAGUGUGAGGUUUAACAGAGAAAAAAACACUGCAUGUCUUCACUUGCUACAUAGACUUAGACCCACAACGGUGGAGCCUCGCCUGAUCAUGUCCAUGGAUAGUGAUUGUGUCCCAGGAAACGGUACUGAAACCUGUUCGGCAUCCGGAUCCCCUGCAGGUCUUGCUGUGGGGCUUACGCUCUUCUUUCUGAUCCUUAUGAUCAUAACUGGUGUGAUUUUCUACAAAUACCAGAGUAAGAUCAGGACUUUGGUGCAGUUUGGACAAAGACAAAGCCAGGACAAGGAGGACCACUCUGGGACUCCACAUGUGGAUGCUAGUCAACAUACUAGUAUGAUCAUAGAGGAGUCAACCGGACAGAUGCCUAUAUAUGAAAACCUGGCAAGUAGCUGCAAAAGGCCAGCUGCAAAGCAGACCAGGUCUCCCGAUCAGUCUGAAGAGGAUUUGUACUUGCAGUGUGAUCCAAUAGAUGAUGGAAUAUACAUGAAUGGUCCAGGAUAUAACUCCAGCAUCCCAGCCUGCCAAGAAGACGACCUGUAUGUCAUGCCCGAAUCAGAGGACACGUUUGUUAAAGGCUGAAUGACUCACAGGAAACUGAUUGGUCUGGCUUGUUGUGUUUAAUUAUAAGACAGCGUGAUGCUGCUGCUUUUCAAUACUGUAAACUAAACUGAUGGAUCUGUACUUCUUUUUGCUGUAAAUGUAAAAUCCUUUCUUGCCAUGCUGUACAAUUAGGUAUCAUGUGAAUAUGUAGUUACCUUUGGAUAAAUCAAACAUUUGAAUCU
Molecule: messenger RNA, 1282 nt
Organism: Melanotaenia boesemani (Boeseman's rainbowfish)
Lineage: Eukaryota; Metazoa; Chordata; Actinopteri; Atheriniformes; Melanotaeniidae
Exons: 3
Coding region: 342-1079 (245 amino acids)
Source: RefSeq, a predicted model, not a curated record